Oncorhynchus keta (chum salmon) is the source of this 5126-nucleotide messenger RNA. Its product is annotated as BTB/POZ domain-containing protein KCTD12-like. Gene Ontology annotation, biological process: protein homooligomerization; regulation of G protein-coupled receptor signaling pathway. NCBI's taxonomy places the organism in Eukaryota, Metazoa, Chordata, Actinopteri, Salmoniformes, Salmonidae. The transcript has a single exon. The record is from RefSeq and is a predicted model, not a curated record. Gene Ontology annotation, molecular function: protein binding. The coding region runs from base 911 to 1762 and encodes 283 amino acids.
CAUAAUAUAAACACUGACCCGGGCCGGGGCAAAGCUAGAGCGCGUCACCGGCAGGUAGGUGGGGUUUAACGGGGCUGAUUAUUUACGGUACUUUUUUGCAGCAGCAGAGCUCUCCGAGAUGGCAUAAGAGAGUGGCUAUUACUACGGGGGGAGAAAACCUACCGAAUGAAAGACAGAUAGCGUCGUCCCCUCGGCGAUGGCACGACUAGAGUUGUUUUUGUUCACGUCUCUAGCUCGCAUUUCGUCUGGGAAUUCUUCCUUUAUUGGCUAUUCCUGAUCUGUACUCCAACCGACACCUCCAAUUAUGGAUUGCACUGAAGUUCCACCUUUUGUAUUUUUGCGUCAAGACAAUCGGGCGAAAUAAGAGGAAACGAUCAAGGACUGCUGUGAGCUAUUAUCCAUUCCCGGACUGUUCUCCAUAUAUAGACAAGACUCGUUGAGAAAUGCAAGCGUGAACGGAUUUUGGUAGGCUAUUUCGUUUUAAUCCUCGGGUGCAAUAUUCAGGAUAUUCCAUUGGUUUACGCGUAAAGGACAUGGACACAAGGUGUUUUAGCUACCUGUAGUUAGAAUAGAUGCCUUCGUGUUGUCAAGUUUGGCUAUUAACGGCCUGAGAUGAAAUAACGGCAGUUUAGGUGAUUGCUUUUCUCUUUUAGGAAUAGUGAGCUGCUGUAGUUAAGCCCCUUUUUUAUCAGCUGAUCACCUUUAGGGUUUCAGAAAUACCCUUUUGUCCAUUUUGACAACAAACUAAUUUUUUUAAAUUCAAAUGUAUUUCAUAUGAACGCAAGUAACCUAUUCUGAGCUGCUGUGUACAGUUGUAGGCUAUAACUUGGAAACAAAUCUCCCCACCUCACUAGCAAGGUGACAGUAGGAGGAGGAUUGCAGAGUUCUCUGUAACAGAACGACCAUAGCCAUGGCUCUGCCCGAUAACACUCCCAGCAUUCCUUUAGGGGAAGCAGUCAUCUUCCCUGAGAUAGUAGAGCUGAACGUGGGCGGCCAGGUGUACAUCACUCGCUACUCAACCCUCGUCAGCGUACCAGACUCUCUCCUGUGGGAGAUGUUUAGCAGGAAAUCCACCAAAGGUCUGGCGAGGGACACCAAGGGCCGUUUCUUCGUGGACCGGGAUGGUUUCCUGUUCCGGUAUAUUCUGGACUAUAUGAGAGAUCAGCAGCUGGUGCUCCCUGACCACUUCCCAGAGCGGGGUCGCCUGCAGCGGGAGGCCGAGUUCUUCAACCUACCUGAGCUCAUAAAGAUCCUGGCGCCCAAACUCAGCAAGCGGAACUCUCUGGGUGACGAGGGGUGUCAGAGCGACCCGGAGGACUCCUCGCCGGGCAUCGACACCGGGCGCAACCUGGCCUCGCUGGGCACUGCCGCCUGCACCAGUCUGGUCCCCAGUGGAGACGGUAAACGCUCGGGAUUCAUCACCAUCGGUUAUCGCGGCUCCUAUACAUUGGGGCGCGACAGCCAGACCGACGCUAAGUUCAGACGUGUUGCUCGCAUUAUGGUCUGUGGCAAGACGUCGCUGGCAAAAGAGGUGUUUGGGGAGACGCUGAACGAGAGCCGUGACCCGGACCGGCCCCCAGAGCGCUACACGUCACGCUACUACCUCAAAUUCACCUUCCUGGAGCAGGCCUUUGACAAGCUGGCAGACGCCGGGUUUCACAUGGUGGCCUGUAACUCCACGGGGACCUGCGCCUUCGCUCACGAGCAGACGGACGACAAGAUCUGGACCAGCUACACUGAAUACGUGUUUUACCGUGAGUGAGGUCAUCAUCAGCCCUGGUCCCCGGUCCCCCUAGUGGUCCCCAGCAUCCAGCCUCCUCUACCCUCGUCUCCUGGAUCCCCUCGUCUCCCUGUAUCCAGUCCUGGAUCCCCUCGUCUCACUGUAUCCAGCCCUGGGCCCCCUCGUCUCCCUGGAUCCCCUCACCUCCCUGUAUCCAGCCCUGGAUCACCUCGUCUCCCUGGAUCCCCUCGUCUCCCUGGAUCCCCUCGUCUCCCUGUAUCCCGCCCUGGGCCCCCUUGCAUCCAUCAAUUAUUCCCUGCCUCCUGGACCCCAGCCUCCAGCCCCUGCCCCCUGGCUCUUUGGCCCCCUUAGUGCUCCCUAGCCCCCAGCCCUGGAUUCCUGCUUCAAGCACCCCUGGCCCCAAUCUCCAUGGGCCCUGGCCCCCUGCGUCAGGCCCCCCUGCCUCCAACCAGCCGUCCCCUCUCUCCAUAUUUCUCUCUCACCCAUCAGCUGUAAUCUUUACCACCUCUGCGGUCCCCUCUCCUGAUCCAGCUAUAACCCAACCAUUGCCCCAGCACCAAGCCUCAGAGACCCAACCACAGCCCCCCUAACCAUCCUACAGAGACUGCUCCCCCCUCCCCACCCUCCAUGUACUGUCCUUCCUCUUGUAUAUAGUAUCUGCCUUGGUGAAGCACAAUGCUGUGUGUAAAAGAGCUUGUUUAGUCCAGUUCAGGUCCUGCCUGGUCUGUACCUUUAGCAGGCUGGAGGGGCCAAUCGGAAAAGGGCCUAGAUUGAAGUACUAUUUUGUUCUGAAUCUCUCCAACAGACCCUCUUACUCCUCUGAACUAAAAUGGCCAAAUAAUGUGACAUCUAAGCAGCCUAGAGGAAUGAGAGAGAGAGAGUGGCCAGCCGGGCACAAACAAGAGCAAAGUGUCACACAAAACGAAAAGUCUUUCAUUUCCUUCUUCCCCUCUUCUUAUUUUCCUUAUAUGUCUGAGACCAAACUGUUGGGAAAGGGGCCGUUCACGUUUACCAUUCAAAUGGGGUGGCAGGUUGCCUAGUGGUUAGAGUGUAGAGGCGGCAGGUUGCCUAGUGGUUAGAGUGUAGAGGCGGCAGGUUGCCUAGUGGUUAGAGUGUAGAGGCGGCAGGUUGCCUAGUGGUUAGAGUGUAGAGGCGGCAGGUUGCCUAGUGGUUAGAGUGUAGAGGCGGCAGGUUGCCUAGUGGUUAGAGUGUAGAGGCGGCAGGUUGCCUAGUGGUUAGAGUGUAGAGGCGGCAGGUUGCCUAGUGGUUAGAGCGUUGGACUAGUAACAGAAAGGUUGUAAGAUCGAAUCCCCGAGCUGACACGGUGAAUAUCUGUCGUUCUGCCCCUGAACAGGCAGUUAACCCACUGUUCCUAGGCCAUCAUUGAAAAAUAAGAACUUGUUCUUAACUGACUUGUCUAGUUAAAUAAAGGUAAAAUAAAAAAAAUGAUUAUCUUUUUCUUGUAAAGAUAACGCCUCACCUUUUGUUAAGUCUCUGCUUGUGAAGACAACCAGCUUACAUGAUGCCACCUUGUCUCACGAAAAAUAACUCCUUAUAAGGUAAAAGAAGAUCUAUAUGGACCAUCAAUAUCCUCUCGAGCUGUUCAUGUAUAUAUUCUUUAGGACAACCCAGGUAUUUGCAUUCUAGAGGGGAUCCUUAAUGCUAGAAAAACAAUGCUGGGUCUUGUCCGAGAGCCAAAGCUAACAAACAAGGGGAAAAGAUCAAGUUGUGUGUUUGACUGCAAGAAAGAGAAAUAAGUGGUUUUAGUACAGAGUGGUUUUAGUACAGGGUGAGGGUUUGUCGGAAAUGGCACCCUAUCCUCUAUGUAGUGCACUACUUUUGACCAAAGCCCUAUGCAGGCCCUGAUCAAAAGUAGUGCACUACAUGGGGAAUAGGGUGGUUGAAGUGUGUUAUUUGAUUGUUCGAUGAAGUGUUGAGAAUUCUAAUCGCCCAUGGCCCAUGCCUGGAAGACCAGAGGAGAUGUGAAGUGUUACAUCACAAUGUCCACAGAACCUCUCCUACCCAUCCUCGUACUCUUCCUCCUCCUCUCAUCUUGGUUUUUAUACCGCCUCUCUGUUUUUAACUUUCUUCAAACGGUAUCAUUUUUACAGGGAUACGAUUGUUAUUGAAAGCCCACAGCGUUUUGGCUCUUAGCCCUCUUCUGAAACUGGUUUACAUUAAUGAAGGACAAUCCCUUUUCUCAUUGGAGUGUGUUUUUACUCUAUCUAUCCCAAACUCUUCUAUUCAGUUCAGUAUUCCACUUUUAAGCUCUUUGAUAUUUGGUAUCUUUCAUUGACUGUAAUGUGUACACCCAUGAGAAGGAGAGAGGUUUACGCCAUUACCAGCCAAAGAACGACAUUCUCCCAGAACUCUAGCAGCUAAACAACAGUAUAGGAUAGGACAUGGAUUUUGUGCAUAUUUUUGAGGGAAUGUUGUAGUACAGUUGAUUCCUGAUAAGUGCACCUCUUAUAAGUACAAAAUCACUGGUUAGUGCACGUCGUCAGUACAGUCACACCAGUUGUAUUUUAGGAAUUGACUGUAGUAGGACUGAACAGUAAUUGUACCCACAGCAACUAUAACCACAGUAACAGAAGAAAGUGUGUGAAUGGUUAAGUGGUAUGGGGUAAUAUUCAGGUAUACCCUCAGGGCAAGUCUGCAUAUCAACAACAAACUCACAACUUCAACCAACAGUACCUCAGUAGGUCAAAUAAAGCUUGAGAAUCAUCUCCAAUACCAAGAAACACUAAUUAUCUGAAAAGACUAAACUUGUACCAGUAAUAAUCAAUGGAUAAACUAGUAAUAUGACAUGUAAACUAUAUGACUUGUAAAGUACAGAAUAUUCUCCCUGACAAAGAGAAACUCUUGUUAGAGAAACUGCCUUGACGGUUCGGUAGACGGAGUGAUUUUAAUGUGAGUGAAGGUGUGAAGAAGACAUUCUGAAUACCUGACGGAUGAUCAAUCUUUUAUCGGAUAUUGCUAGAGUAUGAUGGCACAUUCUUAGAGUAUGAUGGCACAUUCUUAGAGUAUGAUGGCACAUUCUUAGAGUAUGAUGGCACAUUCUUAGAGUAUGAUGGCACAUUCUUAGAGUAUGAUGGCACAUUCUUAGAGUAUGAUGGCACAUUCUUGUGAUUGCACGUUCUUCGAGUGUGAUGGCACGUUCUUUGAGUGUGAUGGCACGUUCUUUGAGUGUGAUGGCACGUUCUUCGAGUGUGAUGGCACGUUCUUCGAGUGUGAUGGCACGUUCUUCGAGUGUGAUGGCACUUUCUUCGAGUGUGAUGGCACUUUCUUCGAGUGUGAUGGCACUUUCUUCGAGUGUGAUGGCACGUUCUUAGUGUGAUGGCACGUUCUUAGUGUGAUGGCACGUUCUUCGAGUGUGAUGGCACGU